GCCUCUUUCACGUCUCUCACACUCACAUCCUAAUCUCGCUCAAAUCUGAAAACAAUAACUACAACAAUGUCCACAAGCGUCGACCCUCUGACAUCCCUCAAAUCAGUCCUCGAACGGGAAUCCUUAAUCCCCACCAUCAUCCCUUCCUCCUUCCAGCCCACCAUACUCUUUACGAUUCAGUACCCGCCAGAUGUUGAAGUCCUGUUAGGCAAUAAGUUGACGGUAGAGCAGACGAAGGAAGAGCCUAGUGUUGUAGUCGUGCCGAUGAGUGUGCCGGAGGCGGUGGCGGACGGCGACGGGAAGGAGGGCAGGGAGGGGACGAGAGGGUAUAGUACGAAGGAAGACGUGUCGUAUACGCUUGUCAUGACGGAUCCGGAUGCGCCGUCCAGGGAUGAUCCAAAGUUUGGGCCGUUUAGACAUUGGGUGGUGACGGGUCUGAGGAUCCCGACGGAUAAAGUCGUAGGAUCUGCGAAUUUGCCGGCUAUGAAGACCAAGGCUGCGACGACGCCUUAUCGUUCGCCUGGUCCGCCCCCGAACUCUGGGACUCACAGAUAUACAUUCCUCCUCUUUCAAGAACCCUUCUCCGACCCUCCGUUCUCCAUCCCGCCCGAUGCGCCGGAGUACGGAUCGGAAAAGGAACAGAGGAGACAUUGGAAUGCGAUGGAGUUUGCGGGGAGGUAUGGGUUGGAACUUGUCGGUGUGAAUUUCUUCUUGGUCAAAUCGGAUGUGUGAACGGUGUACUGUAGUGUAUAUACCAGUAGUAGAGUGGACUGUAAGGGACUCGGGAGCGCAUUCCAGGAUUUGACGCAUAUUCAGACGACGGGAUGAAUUGUUGGACAAAUAUGGCCUAAGAGUUCACUGUGAUUAAUUAUCCACCCAUAUGAG
Stereum hirsutum FP-91666 SS1 is the source of this 885-nucleotide messenger RNA. RefSeq names its product PEBP-like protein. NCBI's taxonomy places the organism in Eukaryota, Fungi, Basidiomycota, Agaricomycetes, Russulales, Stereaceae. The transcript is spliced from 3 exons. Gene Ontology annotation, molecular function: peptidase inhibitor activity; phospholipid binding. Gene Ontology annotation, biological process: regulation of proteolysis; regulation of Ras protein signal transduction. The record is from RefSeq and is a predicted model, not a curated record. Bases 67 to 732 code for a protein of 221 amino acids.